Messenger RNA from Porites evermanni, 5339 nucleotides. The record is from the annotation of a GenBank genome assembly. Lineage: Eukaryota; Metazoa; Cnidaria; Anthozoa; Scleractinia; Poritidae.
AUGUAUGCUGUUAAAGGAUUAGGGAAGGAUCAUGCAAAGUUCUCUCCUGUCGGUAGGUUAAGAUACACAUGUGCCAAAUCAGACCUACGAUUUUCGGAGGCUGUGUUUUUCAGAUCUUAUUAGCAAGAUAUUGCAAUUAUUGCUAAAAAAUUUUCCUUGGAAAAUUUGUUUGAAAACACAAAGCGUCCCCUAGAAUUUUUUGAAUGAAAGUAAGGCCACUCCAUUGCCUCGAUCUAUCAAUUAGACUCGUGAGAGUUAGCUAACAGUUUUCUUUCGAAUGGGACAAAGUACCUACUUAAGAUAUCGGGUCGUUUCGCCCGAUGGCAGUUCGCCUAGAUUAAGUCGAUUCACCCGAUGUAUAUAUGUCGUUCUUUAUCAUUUAAAAAGGGAAUAAGCAUGAAAAGACAGUGACUGCACAUGUGGAAUCUAAGGUUAACUAAAAUAACAUCUCGGACAAGAACGUUCACCAUGUUGUAGAGUGUUGUAUGUCAUAUGUCAUCGGGCGAAUCGACAGAAGUCCUGGCGAACACCAUCAAGCGAAUUGACUUUCGGACGAAACCACCGCAAUUCCAACCUACGACAUUCGACCAUCUUCCGUUUUUAGGGUAGCUCCAAAUUAACCAGAAAUUAACCAGAAUAGCAUCUUAAGCAUAGAAAUUACCUUUUGAGACCAUUCUGGCAUGGAAACAUUCGUUCGUUGGGUUCCCCUGUCAAAUGCUAUGUACGGGUCCGUUCCUUUAAUUGAGAAUCCAAAUUCGGAUUGUGAAAACUGGACAAACGGAUAUUGCGUUCCUGUACUGAAACGUAAAGUCGGAUUUUCAAUCUGAAGUUGUAUCCUUAAUUUUUUUUGUAUUAAACAGGUCUCCAACUGGGAGCUGCAAAUGGCAUGUUACACGAAUUUAAUGCCUUCAAUCCGUAAAGUUGUACGGGUUAUUAAAAUGCUUACGCAAAAUGACAAUAACUGUUUUUUUUUUAAACAUAGAUGAACAUUUUGAUCUGUUCUGUUGACAGCCACUGCCUCCUACAGACUUCUUCCAGAAAUAACAAUUACAAAGCCUUGUGAAGAUAACUUGGCAGAUAAGUUGGUCCGCUGUUUCUCGGAGGGUGUAAUAAAAGUGGAAAAUGAACACGGUAUGUUGAAAUGUUCUUAUUUCGGAAUACUUGAGCUUGAGCGAAGACUUAAUGAACUUAUCAUUUAUGUAUUACUCAUCUUGGUUGCUUACCACUUACACAAACUCUCCCGGUGGCAUAUCUUGUGCAUAAACGUGUUGGGAGAACGACCCUCUACAAAGUGCAUCCAAAUCAGCUAAAUAGACUAAAAAGAGUGGAAAAAUUGCAUCACCUCAAAUCAGAGCCCAUAUUUUCCGAAGCUUCCCAAACGAAAUGGUGCGAGCCAUUUCAUAAGUCUUAUUGGCUUCCAUGGGCGCUUUUGCCUCAUCUAUCUGAAUUUUGUGUAUUUAUUUAAUGUAAAUGUGGCAAAAUGAUAAAACAUUUGAUUUUGCAACUGGAAUUUCCAUUUUUAACAAUGUAAAUGGUAAGUACCCAAUUUGAAUGACGUUGACCUUUCCCUGGUCUUGCUAAAAGUUUGUGGGCUAAAGGUGGAGAGCGCUAUCAACUUGUAAAUAUCUAUCCGGUGGAUAACACUGUUGAUUUUCCUAAGUUUUAUCCACUGGAUAUUUUACCGGCGGAAAGAGCGAUCCACUUUUGAACAACUGGAACGCAUAAAAAAAUGUUUAAAAUUUUAGUCUUUUAGGCUAAGGACGAGUAAGAGAGAAGUUCGAGUUUUGAAGGUGUUGUGUGGGGAAAAAAACCUAUGAGAAACUAUUGCGUUCGGUUUGCUUACACCUGAGCACCAAAGCGAUGUUUUUUUCAUGUUCAAACUGUCGGCCAUUCUAUGGCCGAGCAGGAGACUGGCACGGCGUUGUCUCAAAUUGCACCACGGGACGUUUAUUUCGCUUUCUCCAUGUUUUUCGGUUAUUGCCAGGUUGCGCAGGACUGAACUGGCUCAAAAUUCGUUCUCCCAUAAAAUCCAUAGUGUAAUUUCGACACCGACCGAGUCUCACGGGCGCAACCUUAAAUUUGCUGCCGCAGUGUACGUGCCUUCAUUAUUCUAGCGUAGGCGUGGUCUAGACAAAGACUUAGGACCAUCAAAACGACGACAGCGACGUCAUCAAGAACGGCAAAAAAGCAACAGGUUUAGAUUGGCAAAACAACAACUCUGCACUUGCAUCAGGCUUUUUGCACAUUUCCUUCCCGUCACCGCACGACUACGACGUGAAAAUGCCUAAUUUCUCGUUUUGCGGAGGACGUGAACGUAAGACGACGACUUUCUUUUUCUUUUCCUGAACUUCGAUACAGUCUUUUAGAAUUCAACUUCAGAAAAAAAAAUUACCAACAUUUGACGAAUUGAACGAGUUGGAAUAAGCGCGAUAAAGUUUGAAGCAGCGCAAAUUCACUUUUUAAGUGAUGUUUUCGUAGCCAUCGCCGUCGUUGUUGCUUAAGCUCCCUAUUGUUGUAUUUCUGCCUUUUUAAGGUGGUUGGUAUCUGUCUUCUUCGAAUGGGGAGUCAGGCCCUUAAUGCACGCACAUCACACUUCUUACGUUAAUCGUUAACCAUCUCAUUCAACCUUGUUCGUAAGAGGAGGCCCUGUAAGCUGUGCUAAGUGAUUUGUUGUUUUCGUUUCAGGUGUAAAGCGGGCAGUUGUCGCCAAUCCAAGAAGAGAUACCUGCAGCAGGGAGGUUUUUAGACACGAGGUUAGUUCCUUUCCGAUGUACGUUUUUUUAAAUGGCCAAAAAGCUAUUUUUGUGCCCACGGAAUAUUUACCCACAGUGGUUCAGUUCUCGGCUUAGCAAUGAAGUCCUAAAUUUAUGAAGAAAAAACCUCACCGCCACUUGAAAAAAGGCCUAGUUGUUCGAAGGCCGAUUGACGCUAACCCAGGGUUAUUUUACCCCAGGUUUCUUUUUUUUUGCUCAAAAGUAUUUUCCUGGAUAAUUUUCUAGACUCUUUUCAGAGCAUCUUUUCAUCAAGUGAUAGACAAAAAGAAAAAACUGAAUUAUUUUUUUAAUUUUUCAUAUUUGAAUUGAAAUUUCGCACUAACCCUGGGUUAUCCUAACCCUGCUUUGAACAAUCCAGCCCAAAAUUUCGAACUGGCUCUGAGUACAAGUAUACGCAAUUUCAUUGUUUAGUUCUCGACGUGUGAUUGCCUAAUUUCAAAAUUUGUAACAAAAUUUUGUCUGGGUGGCCUCGGUUCGUUUGGUCGCACUGUAAUGCCACGUGCGAUACGUUACUCAUCAGUAAUCAUAAAGUAAAGCCGAAUCUUCAUUUGCGACCAUCUUUCUCAACCAGUCACCUGCCGUAGCCGAAUACAUAUCAAAAAACCAAAACAUUUGCUCUCAAAGAACCACAGACAGAACUCUCCUUAUGCGACCAACUCUUUGCCAGCGACUGCCACCACGUUUUUUGGGCUGUCAUUUCUACAUGUUCCAUUCUCUCAUACCUCACGUAAGCAAACAAGGCGCGAUCAACACGUAUCCAUUUUUGUUUGAAAAAGAGAUUUUUUCCUCCAUUUUGGCCUACCGUCCACACGUAUCCAGUGAAAACAGUCACCGAAAACGUACAGUUUCAAAAUCGCUCUCCAGAGUGGAGAUUUUUGAAAACCCUGUUUCGAUGUACUCGUGUGAAAACGAAGGUUUUGGAAACGAUUACGUCACGGUGUGGGUCCAGUCUAUCUUGCGCACGAGAUUAGGCGCCAACAUUUCGUGGGCUCACCACCAACAACGAGCUUGAUUUGCAUGACCAUACAAGUAAAUACAGUAUUGCAAAAGCUCUUUUUUGUUGAAGGACUAAAAUUAAAUCAAGGACAAUUAAGUUACUAUUUGGUGAUAAUUUGUCAUGAAGAUCAAAGCAAGCUGAAAUAUAUCUAAUGAAUUGUAUAUUAUGAAGUAAUCAGAGGAGUCCACCAGUUCAUUGCUCAAAACAUUUACAGGUAACUGAGUAAUAUUUGGAAUCAGAGCCUUGACUUUACUGUAGAAAUUAUUCCUAAUUAUAGAGUAUGUAGAAGAACAAUAUAGAAAGUGAAUUUCGUCUUCAAUUAAAUUGGAUCCACAAACAGGGCAAUGCCAAUUAUCUGAAGUAGUUUGAUUGUAUCUACCUAUUUCUAUCAUUAAUUUGUGAUUGUUUAUUCGUAGUUUUACUAAUGCCCUUCUCCCAGCUGUUCGUCUUGUUAAGUCUAGGUAAUUCGAGGUUCAGGUGCCGGUAAAUUGGCUCAGAUACCAGUAAAUACGCAUGCUUCAAUCAAAUAUGUAACAGUUUCAGGUCGUUUCAGUCACUAUUGCGUUUUCGUGCGGACGGGAAUAAACGAUUCAAAAACGCAACACGUGGACGAUAUGUUUUGAAAUCGGAGAAAAAGUCUACGUUUUCAAACAAAAACGGAUACGUGUGGACCCGGGCCUAACAAGAUCAUUAUACACUGUACGUUUUUGGGAAACUGCCCACCUACCCCUUCCCUAAGCCAACAUUUUGCCUUAAGUGAGAAGUAAGUGUUAAUGUUGGCUUAAGGAAGGGGCAGGUGGGAAACUAAUCCUGUUCCACUGCAUUUUGCCGAUAUUUGCUAAUACAUGUAUAUUAUAUCAGUUAUGGUUCGUUCCCUUGUUCUUAAUCAAAAGGUUUAUAUCCGCGAGGUAUAAAACGAAUGAUAAAGCUGAUUUCUUAUUCCAGGAAUUGAAGGAUCGAGUUAAACUUUCAAGGAUAAGAGACCAUUUUAUUUGUAAGUUCAUUUCAAUAUUCUAUAACCAACUCACAAGGAACGUCCCUGCACUCCCCCCCCGCCCUGCCAGUGACCUCACACAAGAUCGAGGCUUGGGUAAACUUGUCACCUUAAGCCUCGAGCUGGUGCAUUAGUUCUGUGGAAUGUAACAAGGUCCAUUGACGUGCUCUCCAGUUGUCAUGAUAACAUCUCAAAGGGUGAGAGUGUCACGUCCGGUCAUCGCAAAGGUGGGAGUUUGAAUCUCGCUGAGUUCUGAAUGACUUUUGAACUGCUCAAGUUAAGAAACUGCAAUGUUGUUUUAUUAUGUAUUAGCAUUCUUUGUCGUUAUAUCUGUUGUUUUGGGAAAUUUUAAACAAGAGAUCUACAUUGAAACGGUCGAAGUCAGAGAUGUAGGCGUUUAAGCAGACUGCGUUCUGCGCAAGUUACUUGUUGAUGCUGCGUUUUUUAUCUAGUUUCAGUCGAAUCUACUGGUGCUCUGUCCUCAGAUGUGCUUGUUUGCGAGGCCAUUAAAGUGCUACUGGGAAAAUGCAGACAUUUUCUGUCGGAACUGGACAGCCAUUGCGUGGAUACUUGA